Pteropus alecto (black flying fox) is the source of this 3693-nucleotide messenger RNA. It is a transcript of the gene HNRNPU, whose product is annotated as heterogeneous nuclear ribonucleoprotein U. Gene Ontology annotation, cellular component: telomerase holoenzyme complex; cytoplasmic ribonucleoprotein granule; nuclear chromosome. The coding region runs from base 237 to 2636 and encodes 799 amino acids. Gene Ontology annotation, biological process: regulation of chromatin organization; regulation of alternative mRNA splicing, via spliceosome; RNA localization to chromatin. Gene Ontology annotation, molecular function: RNA polymerase II cis-regulatory region sequence-specific DNA binding; TFIIH-class transcription factor complex binding; poly(C) RNA binding. The record is from RefSeq and is a predicted model, not a curated record. The transcript has 14 exons. NCBI's taxonomy places the organism in Eukaryota, Metazoa, Chordata, Mammalia, Chiroptera, Pteropodidae.
GAGGACGUUGCGUGCUCGCUCGCGCCAGGCGAGUCUCCGCGUCUCCCUCGCGAACUCGGUGAAAGGAAUUGGCGCCGUUCGACACCAGGCGGGUCCGCUCUGCAGCACGAACCCACCUCCAGCCGCAGCCGCAGCCGCCGCCCGGGCCGAGGAGCAGCCGCAGCAGCCGCCGCCAGUGGCCGAGUGAGCGGAGCCGAGUUUGAGCCAGCGCCUAGCGGUGAUUCGGGGCCCUCACCAUGAGUUCGUCGCCUGUUAAUGUAAAAAAGCUGAAGGUGUCGGAGCUGAAAGAGGAGCUCAAGAAGCGGCGCCUGUCCGACAAGGGCCUCAAGGCCGAGCUCAUGGAGCGGCUCCAGGCCGCGCUGGACGACGAGGAGGCCGGGGGCCGCCCCGCCAUGGAGCCCGGGAACGGCAGCCUAGACCUGGGCGGGGAUUCCGCCGGGCGCUCGGGAGCAGGCCUGGAGCAGGAGGCCGCGGCCGGCGGCGACGACGAGGAGGAGGAAGAGGAGGAGGAAGAGGAGGGGGUCGCCGCGCUGGACGGCGACCAGAUGGAGCUGGGGGAGGAGAACGGCGCCGCGGGGGCGGCCGACUCGGGCCCGAUGGAGGAGGAAGAGGCCGCCUCGGAGGACGAGAACGGCGACGACCAGGGUUUCCAGGAAGGGGAGGAUGAGCUCGGAGACGAGGAGGAAGGCGCGGGCGACGAGAACGGGCACGGGGAGCAGCAGGCUCAACCGCCGGCGACGCCGCAGCAACAGCCCCAACAGCAGCGCGGGGCCGCCAAGGAGGCCGCGGGGAAGAGCAGCGGCCCCACCUCGCUGUUCGCGGUGACGAUAGGGGUGUUGUGUGUUAUAGGAGACGGCAAAACAGAGCAGAAAGGCGGAGAUAAAAAGAGGGGUGUUAAACGACCUCGCGAAGAUCAUGGCCGUGGAUAUUUUGAGUACAUUGAGGAGAACAAGUAUAGCAGAGCCAAAUCUCCCCAGCCACCUGUUGAAGAAGAAGAUGAACACUUCGAUGACACAGUGGUUUGUCUUGAUACUUAUAAUUGUGAUCUGCAUUUUAAAAUAUCAAGAGAUCGCCUCAGUGCUUCUUCCCUUACUAUGGAGAGUUUUGCUUUUCUUUGGGCUGGAGGAAGGGCAUCUUACGGUGUAUCAAAGGGCAAAGUCUGUUUUGAAAUGAAGGUUACAGAGAAGAUCCCAGUGAGGCAUUUAUAUACAAAAGAUAUUGACAUACAUGAAGUUCGGAUUGGGUGGUCUCUAACGACAAGUGGAAUGUUGCUUGGUGAAGAAGAAUUUUCUUAUGGGUAUUCUCUAAAAGGAAUAAAAACAUGCAACUGUGAGACUGAAGAUUAUGGAGAGAAGUUUGAUGAAAAUGAUGUGAUAACAUGUUUUGCUAACUUUGAAAGUGAUGAAGUAGAACUCUCCUAUGCAAAGAAUGGACAAGAUCUUGGCGUUGCCUUCAAAAUCAGUAAGGAGGUUCUUGCUGGACGGCCACUCUCUCAGCAUGUUCUCUGCCACAACUGCGCUGUUGAAUUUAAUUUUGGUCAGAAGGAAAAGCCAUAUUUUCCAAUUCCUGAAGACUAUACUUUUAUCCAGAAUGUCCCCUUAGAGGACCGAGUUAGAGGUCCAAAGGGGCCUGAAGAGAAGAAAGAUUGUGAAGUUGUUAUGAUGAUCGGCUUGCCAGGAGCUGGAAAAACUACCUGGGUUACUAAACAUGCCGCGGAAAAUCCUGGUAAAUACAACAUUCUUGGAACAAAUACCAUAAUGGAUAAAAUGAUGGUGGCAGGUUUCAAGAAGCAAAUGGCUGAUACUGGAAAACUGAAUACACUGUUGCAGCGAGCCCCACAGUGUCUUGGGAAGUUUAUUGAGAUUGCUGCCCGUAAGAAGCGAAAUUUUAUUCUGGAUCAGACAAAUGUAUCUGCUGCUGCCCAGAGAAGAAAAAUGUGCCUGUUUGCAGGCUUUCAACGAAAAGCUGUUGUAGUUUGCCCAAAGGAUGAAGAUUAUAAGCAAAGGACACAGAAGAAAGCAGAAGUAGAGGGAAAAGACCUGCCAGAACACGCUGUCCUCAAAAUGAAAGGAAACUUUACACUGCCAGAGGUAGCUGAGUGCUUUGAUGAAAUAACCUAUGUUGAACUUCAGAAGGAGGAAGCCCAAAAACUUUUGGAGCAGUAUAAGGAAGAAAGCAAAAAGGCGCUUCCACCAGAAAAGAAACAAAACACUGGCUCAAAGAAGAGCAAUAAAAAUAAGAGUGGCAAGAACCAGUUUAACAGAGGCGGUGGCCAUAGAGGACGUGGUGGAUUCAACAUGCGAGGUGGAAAUUUCAGAGGUGGAGCUCCUGGGAAUCGUGGUGGAUAUAAUAGGAGGGGCAACAUGCCACAGAGAGGUGGUGGCGGAGGCGGAAGUGGUGGAAUUGGCUAUCCAUACCCUCGGGGCCCUGUCUUUCCCAGCCGAGGUGGCUACUCAAACAGAGGGAACUACAGCAGAGGUGGCAUGCCCAACAGAGGGAACUACAACCAGAACUUCAGAGGACGAGGAAACAAUCGUGGCUACAAAAAUCAAUCUCAGGGCUACAACCAGUGGCAGCAGGGUCAAUUCUGGGGUCAGAAGCCAUGGAGUCAGCAUUAUCACCAAGGAUAUUAUUGAAUACCCAAAUAAAACGAACUGAUACAUAUUUCUCCAAAACCUUCACAAGAAGUCGACUGUUUUCUUUAGUAGGCUAACUUUUUAAACAUUCCACAAGAGGAAGUGCCUGCGGGUUCCUUUUUUAGAAGCUUUGUGGGUUGAUUUUUUUUCUUUUCUUUUUUGUACAUUUUUAAUUGCAGUUUUAAAGUGAAUCGUAAGAGAACCUCAGCAUUGUGCACGAUAAGAGAAUGUGUCAGUAUUUCAGGGUUCUACAUUUUAUCUGUAAAAUGUGACUUUUUUUUUAUCACAACAAAAGUAAAAUGUUGCUUUGUACCUGGUGUCUUUUAUUAAGAAUUUACUCCCCCCAUUUCUCACAGAGAUAACAGUCGGGAGUCAUUGUCACAAUAUAAUAGAAAUGUUAGCAACCAGAUUCAUGUAAGGACUGAGCGGUCCUCAUGAAUUGCAUAAGACUCUGUACUGCUCGUAUUGCACUCCAUCCUCUCUGUAGUUUGCUGAGUAGUGGAGGGGGUAAGCUAAAUAGUAGUUUCUGGCAAUAACUGGGAAGGCUUUUUCUUUUUAAAUAACAAUGGAAUUGGCAUAAGUGAAUGAAGAUACAACUUGGAACUAAGAUAGAGAAGAUGGAGUGUAUGUAGAAGGGCUGUUAAAAAUGUAAAACUUGGUUGCAUUAUUUGUGGAGGCUCAAACUUGUGAAGGUUAAAUACCAUAAUUUUUCCAUUUGUUCUGCAUUUUGAUUCUGAAAAGAAAGCUGGCUUUGCCCAUUUCUUAUUAAAAAAAAACUUGUUGUAAAUCCAGUUGUCUAAUGGGAUCUAUAUGAAGUUAGCUCUGUCUGUAUGCCCUUCUCCCACAAGAUACUGUAUAACUAGUGUGCUUGUAGUAGUUUCCUCCACCAUCUUUGUAAGCUAAUGCAAUUGUGAGUCACCCAUUUAUAUCUUAAUUUUUAAUCAUGUCAGUUUUUGAAUGGGUAUCUCCUUAGCCUGCUGAUUUCUUUUUCUUUCUAAAGAAAGUGGGUGGAGAAAUUAAUUUAGACGUUUGUUUGCAAUAAAAAGAAUUCAUUUUA